AUGUGCUUAUGGGGGUUGCUAAGCAGCGACCCUCUUCUUGCCGGCCUCUCCAACCCCAUUCCCCCAGAACAUCACUCCUUUUCAUCACCAACCACCCCAAUCGCCCCCAGCACACCCUCAGCCCACCCCCUCCCCAGCCAUCUCUUCUUCCGUCCUCCCUAUCUAUCUAUCUAUCCUUCCCUCAUUAAUCAUCUCCUCUCUCACGAUUCUACGAGCAAGACUGAAACUCACAAGCAGACCAUGUCCCUGAAGGCUGAAAUCGAAACCUGGGCAGCUGCUCUAGAACUUUACGACCAGCAAGCCUUCGACGAAGCCCUAGCGGCAUUCGAGGACAUUGCAGACUCCUCCAAGAUCCUCUUCAACAUCGGCCUGAUCUAUGCCACCUUGGGUGAACAUGAGGUGGCUAUCGAGAACUUCAGGACGGCCACCAGUCUCGAUCAAUAUCUUGCAGUUGCUUACUUCCAGUGCGGAGUCAGCAACUUCCUCCUCGGCAUGUACGAGGAAGCCGUCAAAGACUUCGAAGAUGCCCUUAUGUAUCUAAGGGGCAAUUUGACGAUAGACUAUUCCCAACUUGGACUGAAAUUCAGGCUGUAUUCAUGCGAGAUUUUAUUCAAUAAAGGACUCAGCCUAAUCUAUCAAGGAGCCGAGGCGGAAGGUAUGAUAGAUCUUCAGGAAGCACGCAAGGAGAAGCAGACGGCGGAGCACUCGGUCAUAGAUGAUGCAAUUGCAGACCGCGCGGAGGGCUAUACGGUGUUCUCGAUUCCAGUGGGAGUCCUGUACCGGCCAGCGUCGAGCAAGGUGAAGAACCUGGCCUCGAAGAACUAUUUAGGACAGGCAAAGCUGGUCGCUGCGACGGAUGCGUCGGAGACGUUUGUGGGCUUCACAGGCUCGGCGCGAGCGGCAGCGAAGACGAGCACCGGGCCUGUAGCAUCUGUGCCGAUGCCCGGCAGUCCUCCUGGUCCAUCUGGGAUAGUCCGACGAGGCACGACGGCGGCGCGGAUCGAAGGCACGGUCACUGGUCGGCCGGCGCCCGCCAACGACCUCCGACGUCGGCCCAGCGAGAACACCGCGACGGUCAAUCCUACCCGGCUCAAUCGGAGCGCCACCGCCAGCUCGGGCUCCCGUGCGGGAAGACUGCCGACGAUGGCCGAAAAACGCGAGCCCGAUGACCGGCCACGGUACGGCUCCCGCGCACGAGGCUCCGCCGGAACCGAAUCGUAUGAAGACUAUGAGGACCCCAACGAGCCUUAUCCCUCUCGUGGUGGACCUUCUGAAGACCGGAUGACCAACUGGGCCCGCAACGUCAGCGUCUCGGGUUCCUCCACCGGCCGUAGUCGCACAGGCCCCCCCAUACGAAGACCCCCGCCUAGUAAUAGUCCCUACGACGAUCGUGAUGGCAGUGAGGCGGAUUAUCCCGAAACUGUCAUGAGCGGCGGGUACGCCGAGAUGACGAAGAUCCGAGUCAAACUACAUCACGGAUCAGACACACGAGGAAUGGCGGUCUCGACAGAAAUGCAAUUCGAAGAUUUCUUGGGGAAAGUGACCAAGAAGUUUUCAUUAAGAGCGGGCCGAGUCUCGAUGAAAUAUAAAGAUGAGGAAGGCUCGAUGGUGUCGAUUCUGGACGAUGAUGAUUGGGAGUCUGCGGUUGAGACCGCGAGAGCUUAUGCCAAAGGCCGCGCCGAAGGAAAGGUGGAGAUCUGGGUCGAAGAUACUGGCUUUCUUUGA
Molecule: messenger RNA, 1725 nt
Organism: Puccinia triticina
Lineage: Eukaryota; Fungi; Basidiomycota; Pucciniomycetes; Pucciniales; Pucciniaceae
Exons: 5
Coding region: 1-1725 (574 amino acids)
Molecular function (GO): protein binding
Source: RefSeq, a predicted model, not a curated record